AUGUAUAUUAUCGUACGUUAUGUUUAUCAGAAUGUUAUUCAAGAGAGGGUUGUUGGGCUGAAAAAUGUAUUGAGCUUGAAAGGAAAAUCAUUGGCUGACAUCAUCAUUGAAAAGUUGGGUGUAUUGCAGAUUCCAUUGCAAAACAUGAUAGGAAAGGGCUUUGACGGUGCAAGUAAUAUGUCCGUCAAGGACAAUGGGGUCCAACAACAUCUCAGCGAGUCUGGGGCUACCCUUUCGUUGUACUUCCAUUGUUUUGCCCACUGUCUAAAUUUAGUCCUUGGGAAGACAGCAGAAACGCUACCGCUGGUCAAAGAUGUGUUCGACACAAUUGGCUCUAUUUAUAGAGUCAUGGAAGGUUCCCCACAACGAACAGCAGUCUUUGAAAAGUGGCUGAAAGAAUUUUCCAUAAAUGAAGGACACAGGGCCCUCCGAUCUGUAUCAGACACCCAUUGGACUGCACGGGUCGACAAUCUAUCAGCAACUGCAAAUACAUUGCAGGCUUCGAUUGCAGCAUUAAGAGAGUUGGGGCCGAAAGAAGCUGCGUGUGCUGGUCUCUUAACACAACUGAACUCUUUUGAAUUUUUGCUCAAAUUGAUGAUUCUGAAAGAAGUCUUUGAGAUUUCUAAGUAUGCAUCAGAAUAUCUCCAAAGGGCCGAUAUGGAUAUGGUAACGGCAGUCGACGCUGUUCAGACCUUGAUACGACAAAUCACUUCUCUUCGAGACGAGAAGCAUUUUGAUGAAUUGGUCUGCAAAGCCAAACUUCAUGCUUCUAAGUGUAACGUCAAUAAUACCUUCAACGAAGCAAGUAAACGACGCCGCAGACUACCAGAAUGCCUAGGAGAUGGUCAAACUUUGCUUGACGCAACAUUCAGCCACAGCAUUGCAACUCCUUCAGAGUCCAGUCAGUCGGUUACAGCAGUAGAUAAUUUUCGUCAUGUCUUCUACUAUCCCUUCUUGGAUUUGAUGCUCAAUGAGCUUGGAAAGAGGUUCUCUGUUGAGUCAUGUGAGGUGAUAAUGCAAUUAUCAGCUUUCAAUCCACUUUACUGGAAUGCUGGUAACCAGGGAAAAGUUGGCAAAUUUGCGAGCCGUUAUGGUAUUCCUGCACAGCAGACCUGUCAAGAAUACAUGCUAUUGAGAGAAUCGCGAUUCUUCAGCAAGCUGCUGUUAGAAAUGGACGAAUGGAAAAAGAAAGGCUGGAAGAAUCUGUGUUUACCAUUAAUUCUGAAGAUGUUCCAGCAGAGUGACCUUGAGAGUCUUUAUCCAAAUCUACAUUUGUUAAUCAGAAUUGCCUCAUGCAUCCCCGUUUCUAUAGUGUCUUGUGAGCGAUGUCAUAGCAAAGUGAAGCUAAUUAACACUUAUCUUCGGGCUACAAUGACAGAAGAUCGUCUGGAAAAUCUUGUCCUGAUAAGCAGCGAGAAGGAUAUUUCAAAAGAAAUAGAUUUAUCGACCAUUCGAAAGCAAUUCGCUAUUAAACCUAGGAAACUGGCCUUAUAA
Messenger RNA from Rhopilema esculentum, 1494 nucleotides. NCBI's taxonomy places the organism in Eukaryota, Metazoa, Cnidaria, Scyphozoa, Rhizostomeae, Rhizostomatidae. The record is from RefSeq and is a predicted model, not a curated record.